Cavenderia fasciculata is the source of this 1305-nucleotide messenger RNA. RefSeq lists its product as uncharacterized. Lineage: Eukaryota; Evosea; Eumycetozoa; Acytosteliales; Cavenderiaceae. Bases 1 to 1305 code for a protein of 434 amino acids. The transcript has 2 exons. The record is from RefSeq and is a predicted model, not a curated record.
AUGAAUUGGGCAGACGAGACUGAAAACGAAGAACUCGAGAGAGAGAGACUUCGUGAGAUCGAAAGGGAGAAUGCACCUGCUCAACAAGCUACUGAGCCAUCAGUAGAUGAUCAACAAACAGCACCCGCUCAACAACAAGACGGUGAUCAAAGAAGAUCAUCUGAACGUGACGAACGUGAUAACAACAGCAACAACAACUAUCGUAGUGGUGGCUAUGAAAAGAACUAUAACAGACAAGACGGCGGUUACAACAGAGGUGGUUACAACAAUAACAGAUACAACAACAAUGACAACCGUAGACAAGAUGGUGGUGGUUACAACAACAAUAGAUACAACAACAAUGACAAUCGUAGUGGUGGUAACUAUGACAACCGUAGACAAGAUGGUGGUGGUUACAACAACAACAGAUACAACAACAAUGACAAUCGUAGACAAGAUGGUGGUGGUUACAAUAACAACAACAACAACAACAAUAGAUACCCAAGACGUGACAACUUUGACAAUCAACCAAAAUAUGUUGUCAUUCUCACUGGAUUCGAGACUGAACCAACCAAAGACCAAAUCUUUGAUUUCAUUUCCAACAGUGAAAAGGUCGGUCAAAUCGAAGUAUCGAAUAUGGAAUUCACCCAAACUUCUGUUAGCAUCGCAUUAAAGAAUGUCGAAUCCUAUCAAGCUUUGUUAGAAAUUGAUGGAGAGAUUUUCGAGGGCAAAACAAUCUCUGCCAAGGGUCAAAGCACCAAUAGAUUCGCUGAGUACAAGCCACCAAGAUACAACAACAACAAUCAACAACAACAAUCAUCACACCCACAACACGCUCCAUUUGGCCAACCACCAUCGCACGAGAGAAAGUCAAAUCCAUUUGGCAAUGCUACUCCAGUAGACACGGACAAAAUUAACAGAGACAAAGAGGACAAGCCCCAAACAUCCCAACCAUCUCAACCACAACAACCACAAGUUGAGGAGCAAAAAACUACCGAACCAUACAGACCCAAACAACAAGGACAACAAGGAGGAUUCAGAAAAUCAAAUGAUACUUUCAACAACAACAGAGGUGGAGAUGUUCAAAGAAACGAUAAGCCAUUCAACAAUAAUCGUAAGGACUUUGGUGCCAACAAGAACAACACCCCAAGCAAGGGAGGUUUUGACAACAUGAAGCCAAAGAAGCCACAAAUGGACCAAGAUGGUUGGACAACUACCAGCGGUAAAAAAGAAGCUGGAACUCCAGGAAAAAUUGCCCAAGCUCCAGUUCCCAAAAAGGAUACUCCAAACAACAAAUUUGCUUCUUUGAUGGAAGAAGACGAUUAA